This is a messenger RNA of Fundulus heteroclitus (mummichog), 2743 nucleotides long. RefSeq names its product nuclear receptor subfamily 1, group d, member 1 (gene nr1d1). Gene Ontology annotation, biological process: positive regulation of transcription by RNA polymerase II; hormone-mediated signaling pathway; cell differentiation. Bases 245 to 2071 code for a protein of 608 amino acids. The record is from RefSeq and is a predicted model, not a curated record. Gene Ontology annotation, molecular function: zinc ion binding; nuclear receptor activity; RNA polymerase II cis-regulatory region sequence-specific DNA binding. The transcript is spliced from 8 exons. NCBI's taxonomy places the organism in Eukaryota, Metazoa, Chordata, Actinopteri, Cyprinodontiformes, Fundulidae.
UCACGUGGUCCCGUUUUCUGCCGCGUGCGGCCGUGGCGUCCCGGAACACGAUGACGAGUCUGCGCGCAGUUUGAAGCAGAGCAGCAGCUGCGGCAGACGGACGGAGAGCAGCGGCAGAACCGGACUCCUCCUGCGGGUUUCUUCUCUCCAACGUCUCCCCGGAAUGCUCAGGCGGCGGCAGCUGUGCGGGACGACGGAGCCCGCGUGUGCGUGACCGUACCGCAGCUCGUUACCGACCACCGCCAUGGACACAAACAACAACUCAGGAGGCGUGAUCUCCUACGUGGGUUCCUGUGGAGGUUCUCCAUCCAGAGCCAGUCCGGACUCCAUGUACAGCGAGAACUCCAACCCCUGCUUCGCCUCCUCCUCCUCCUCCUCCUCCUCGCUACCGUCGUUCCUCAGCAGCAGCUCCAGUUCUGGCUCCGCCGGAGACGACGGCUCCUCCUCCACCUCCUCGUCUGCUGGAGGCUCUCCUCGCGGCCGGGACGACGGCAGCGAUGGAACCAGCAACUCUCAGCGAGCGUUGCCCAGCAAAUCGGUGGCCAGCCUGAGCCGGCUCAGCGGCCUGGUGCUGCUCUGCAAGGUCUGCGGCGACGUGGCGUCCGGGUUCCACUACGGCGUGCACGCCUGCGAAGGAUGCAAGGGUUUCUUCCGCCGCAGCAUCCAGCAGAACAUCCAGUACAAGAAGUGUGUGAAGAGCGAGAGCUGCAGCAUCGUGAGGACCAACAGGAACCGCUGCCAGCAGUGCCGCUUCAAGAAGUGCCUCUCUGUGGGCAUGAGCCGAGACGCUGUUCGUUUCGGUCGCAUCCCGAAGCGGGAGAAGCAGAGGAUGCUGGCGGAGAUGCAGAGCGCCAUGAACAACAUGGUCAACAACCAGCUGCAGAACGACUUCCAGCUCGCCACUCUGUCCUCUUCCUCCUCGUCCUCCUCUUCCUCCUCGUCCUCUCCAGGCGUGGCCCUCCCUCCGCAGCCCUCGGCCCUCCCAGUCACUCCGUCUCCUCCCUCGCCUCCUGCGGCACCAGCCUCUUCCUCCCCUCCAUCUCCCCCUCCUCUUCCUCCUCCCGCCUCUUGCCGGAGCUCCUCCUCCUCAUCACCACCCCCCAGCCCUGGGACUGACUCCACCAUCACCGCCAUCUCCCGCGCUCACCGUGAAACCUUCCUGUACGCACACGACAAGCUGACCGGCGGCCAUGUUCCCCCGCAGCAGCAGAUUAGCCACGCCCACCGCCGCGGGGAGGCGGAGCUUUGGUCUAACCGCUGCCUUAACGGCUUUAGUAGCACAAACAGCAACAAUAAUCACGACUCCGGCACGGACGGCUACCUGCUGCAGGAUCACAACGCCACCGAUAAUCGCCAUAGCAACAGUGGGUGGAGCCUGCAUCCUAGCAACAUGAACGGAGGAGAGAACCAUGUGACUGGCAGGCCGACCUGUCCGUAUCAGAACCGCUCUGGGAUCGUUCUGGCCUGUCCCAUGAACAUGCAGCCUCACGCAGACCCGCUAAAAACGCCGCAGGAGAUCUGGGAGGACUUCUCGCUGUCGUUCACCCCCGCGGUCAAAGAGGUGGUGGAGUUUGCCAAACACAUCCCAGGAUUCAGCGCUCUGUCCCAGAACGACCAGGUCACCCUGCUGAAAGCGGGAACCUUCGAGGUGCUCAUGGUGCGCUUCUCGUCGCUCUUCAACAUGGCGGAGCAGACGGUGACGUUCGUCUCCGGCGCCACCUACACCUUGGAGGAGCUUCACGCGAUGGGGAUGAACGAGCUGCUGGCGGCCAUGUUUGACUUCAGCCAGAAACUGGCGUCCCUGGCGCUGAACACCGAGGAGCUGGGCCUGUUCACCGCCGUGGUUCUGGUGUCUGCAGAUCGCUCCGGGAUCGAGAACCUGUCAUCCGUGGAGCACCUUCAGGAGAACCUGAUCCGGGCGCUUCGCUGUUUGGUCAACAAGUCGCCCGACGGCGGCCUCGCCUUCAUGGACUCGCCGCGCUUCACCAAGCUGCUGCUGCGGCUGCCCGACCUGCGCACGCUCAACAACAUGCACUCUGAGAAGCUGCUGUCCUUCCGCAUCGACCCCUGAUGACCUCACGCCCCGCCAAAAUAAGAGCCCGCUUACACCGCUGCUCCUCAGGGGAAAAACAACUGUGAGAUCUGAACUCUCUUACAUUCCCACUUCCUGUUGGGAUCAGCGCCGUCCCGGCUGGUUCUCCAGAACAACCCCCCCCCCCCCAGAGGAGAGCCGCCGGAUGCAAAGACCCUGAGAACGGCGUGGCAGCUCAACCCGGACCUUUCCAGAACCGUCUUGUUUGUUGGCAGGACCUCUGCUGCAGACUCAAACACGCCGUCUGUGUAAACGGAUCUAUUGCUGGAGCCAAACGCCCAGAUCUGCCAUCAGGCCUGUCCCUCUGGCUGUUUCUGAGCUCUGCAGGUCCAGACUGACCGGACCCAAACGUCCAGCUCUUCCUGACGGCGCGGCGCUGUGGAGCCGAGCUGCAGCUCCUCAGCCUAAAGCCUGUAAAUACAUCCAGCUAUACUUGAAGUGUUGGCAUUUGUUACUCGUCUGUGUUCAUAUGAAAAUACUGUGUGAAAAUGUCCGAUGCUAAACGAGAGGCGCACAACGUGUUCAGCAACAAAAUCUUCUUAUGUCUGCAUUUUAAUCUGUUUUAAGGACAAUUUAUGUAAUUAUAUAAAUUCUCACUGAAGAUGCUGACCUGUGGCUCAUUUCCUGUUUAACUGCUUAACUUCCUUAAAA